UUCUGUGUCGUUGUUCGAAAGCACCAUGUUCGACACAGUGCCGCUCUGUGUCGCUCUGUGUCGUUGCUGGAAAGCUCCCAUAGUAUUGAGCGAAUAUCUGACCGUUAGUUAACGUAGCUGAAAACGCCUCAGAUCACUGUCGGAACGUACCCUUAUUCAGAUUGAUUUAAUAAUAUAGAUUCACGGGAAAAUGGGUAAAAGUGGUCACAAAGGGCAUGGUAGAUACUGGUUAUCCGUGAAACCACCGAGUCGAAAACGCAAAUUCCGCGAACGCAGAAAUAGAUUGAAGGCACAUGCAGUAGCACUAUCAACGGUAUGCCAAGACAAUGUGCAUCUUGUGAAUAAGCAGGUCGCAAAUGAGUGUAACAUAUCAGGUACGGCGCCUCAAAGUUCCGAGUCUGCCGAUUUAAAAUUUCAAUUAGAUUUAUAUGAUCAAAAUAUCAUGGAUAAUCAAUUGAAGGAUGUUGUCGCUGGAGAAAUAGUCGUGAAUCGCAUAGAUGACGCCUACAUGGUAGUCAUGGAAGAAGAACCUCAGGAACAGGCGACUCAUCAACGUGAGAAAACUUCAAGGAAAUGUACGCACGGUGCUGAAAUGCAACAGGGAACGGAUGAAACUGGAGACAUUCGAUCAAGACUAUACGACAAUAAUAUAUGGCAGGUAGAUAACAGUUGUGAUGGGAGUUUCACAGAUUUUAUAGUUAAACCGGCACAUGUAGAUGAAGCUGAUAUCCAAAAUCCAGGUACUCGACACACUAUUGAUUUAAAAUACAUGCUCUCUGAGUUGCACAGGGAAUUUGACUAUCAUAAUUCAAUUUACAAUUGCAACUUUGAUUCUCUACACUAUGUAUUGACAAAGCAUGUAGGUCUGACGACAAAGUUUCUUUUUGAAUGUAGAAUGUGUUCGACACGAGCAUACAUUUCAGCGGAGCCCGUCGAAGCAAAAAACCUUUCGAUUAGUGAGAGUAUAGUAGCUACAACAAAUUCUACCGGGAUAGAAUAUUCUCAACUAAUAGAGAUUCUUAAUUCGACAAAUGUUCAGUUCAUGACCGAAUGGCAGACUCAGGAUACAGAAGUUUCAAAUUUCGAAAAAGCAGCUGAAGCAGAAAUGAAAGUAGCCGGCAAGGAAGAAAAAAGGCUCGCAAUUCUGCGUGGUGAUGUGACGAAUGGAGUGCCGUACAUCCCAGUUGUAGCAAAUGGAACUUGGAUAAAAAGGCCACAUAGAUCUGGAAAACAUGAUUCGCUGUCUGGUCUUAGUGUUAUUGUCGGCUUCCAUACUCAAAAAGUUCUAUUUGCAGCAGUUCGAAACAAGUACUGCACAGUUUGUAAUGUGGCUGAAAGAAAGAACGAGAUUCCCAAAGAACACCAAUGCUUCAAAAAUGAAGAGAGUAAUCAGAGCUCUUCCAAUAUAGAAAGCAGUGCAAUCGCUGAAGGAUUUAUACGAAGUUUGGAAAUGCACGGACUAGUAUAUUCUGCACUGAUAGUGGAUGGCGACAGCAGCGUCUACAAAAAAAUUCUGGAGUGCAACCCAUAUGAUGACUAUUACGUGAAGAAAAUUGAGUGCACGACCCAUCUGUUACAAAAUCUUACCAACAAGAUCAAAGAAAUUGCUAAAACUAAAUUGAAAUCCGAUUCAAAAACAAAAAUGAAGGAAUCGUCAGAAGCUAAGAAAGCUAUCGGAGAAUGGCGAAAAGUUAUCCAAGGUAGUACACUAAGAAUUUGCACGGCUGUGGUAAAGGCAAGCCAGUACCAUAUGACUCAAGAUAUCUCGUUGUCUGACAAAGUAGAACGUCUGAGAAAAGACAUGGUCAAUAUUCCAAAUCAUGUGUUUGGUGAACACACGCGAUGCGCUGGAUUAGGAUACUUCUGUGAUGGUAUUCCGAAAGAAGGCGAAAAAAAUAAUGUGCCAGUUUUGACUGAAAUAGGAUUGUUCGAUAGGAUUUUUGAAGCGAUUACACACCUGAAUUGGCAUGCCGAGAGUUUGCUAUACAACGUCACCAGAAGCACUAUGCAAAGCUAGAAUGCUAUCGUCAGCUAGUUUAUUACAGAAAAGUGUAUUAAUUUAGGAAGAAGAUAUUCUCACAAUGCUCAAUGCACUGUACAAUUCAACUCAUAGAAAUCGUACUAAAAUUUGAAAAAACUGAACCAUCUUGUUUCAUUUACUGCAGCUAAAGCUCAAAUGAAAAAAUGUAAAACAGCUGGAAGAGAAAGACAUGAGAAAAAAAAAACCCAAACAGAAGUACAUGUCAGCAGAGUCCUUUGGGCUAAAGUUUCGUUCGGGCCAAGACUAUGGUCGAAAUUCUAAGCCGCCCCUCGUGUUUCUGUUGCAGAUUUCAAAGUGCAAAUUAGGUUGCAUUAUAAAAAAUUAACAGACCAGCAGGCAGAGCAAGACUUCAUCAAAGUUUUGACAAGAGGCUAAAUUAACAGUGGCAAAUGAAAAUCUUUGAGGAGAAAACUACUCAUAGCAUCGAAUUCUGUAAAGGUGUACCGCAUGAAACCGACUACACUUUCCACGAACACAGUGAGUAUUGUGUGUCUGCAAGAAAGACUUUUUCUUGCUCGGCAGUAUGUGAAACAGAGCGAGGUAAAAGUACAACAACAAUUUGAAGAAACUUAAGAAGUUGCAGUCAUCCCUUGUGUCCUCUUCAUUGAUUCGGAAAAUGCAUAUUUGGGUGUGUCAUCAGAUGGCUUGCUGAACGAUGAUGGCAUUGUUGAGAUCAAAUGCUCCUUCAGUUCCAAAGAUGUUACUCCGGACUAGGUCAUCGAACAAAAACAUGGAACUGGUCACAUAAUUUUUGACAAGAAAAAUUCUGACAGGAUAAAUGAGACUCGUUCUUACAUUUGCCAGAUCCAAGAUACAAAGUCAACAUUGUGCUGUCCACUUGUCAACUCCGAAAGCUGAGGUACCUUGAUUUUCGAAAGGCUGCUGUGCUAGGUAUAGACAGAACAUGAUUAAGAUCUGCAAACGGCACAAAAUGAAUCCAGCAAAAUGCAUAAAAUUGUACGAAGUGAAUACAGCAGCAACUUUGAGGCAGUCCAGAAUGUGUACAGUGAGUUGAGAUUCGUGACCAAGAGGUUUUAACGAUAAAGCAUUCGUCGGGGAAGGCCAAGAAAGAAAAAAAAUGCCUGGUUUGCAUUUACCGUGUUGGUCCGAAAAUAAGUCGACGCCCAAUUUUUCACCUCUGAUUCCGGAUUGUUUUUGGAUUCAAAUAUAAGUCGAACUUCAGAAGCAAAUUAGGUACAUAUUAUCACAGAUGGAUAUGUAUUUAUAAUAUUGCAGUUUAAAAAAAAUAUAUUUCAUACAUUUAACUUGGAGCAAACAAAGUUGGACAAUUAAAUAAUUCAGGUAUAUUUUAACCAGCAGAGUCUCCAUCGGUGCCCUCCCCAGCUAUUGACUCUUCGGUAGAGCUUUCCUCAGUUGUUGAAUCUUCGUUUUCUGGGAUGGGAUCAUCUUCAUUUUCUUAUAGCACGUCAUCUUCCAUUCCAUCUAUUUCGUUGCUUAUGCAACAUUUUUUGAAGCCUGCGACGUUCGUUUGACUUUUAAUGGAUUGCCAGGUGGUUUUGAUCCAUUGUAACAAAAGAGGAACGAAUGGUUUCUUUAUUUUUCCACUCCAGCAUCCAAUUGGUAUAACAACUCCUCAAGUUGUCUUUGAACGACUUGUUCACCACUAUGUCCAGGACUUGCAACUGAGAGGUCAUGCCUCUUCAUCUACUUCGGGAAAUAUCCCUACUGUUUAGUCCUUUGAAAGCUUUGGCGUGUGGAACAAGCAUUCUUUAGCUUCGGUUUCAUUUUUCGCCAAUUACGUACAUUUUUUUCUAAGAUCCUGAAUUUUUCCGCGGCCAUACAAUUAUUAGUAUUUUCCGUUUCCCGGACUACCAUCAAUUGAAAAUUGGCGUCAAAAGACUUUCGAAUUCCUUUAUUAACUUGAUAUUUGCGCAUCCGUAAAUUCCACUGUAUCUGCACUUACGAUAUCCAUUUCUAAUUAUUCAAUGAUUUUUACGUCUUCUAAUUUGCAAUAAUUGUUUUCACCUAACCGAUGCCAAGCCGAAAAAAUUGAAGUUCAAAUCUUCGAUAUCUCGCAAAUAACACACGCGGCCACAGCGUAAAAUUUUAUUGGUCGAAUUUUACAAUCAAACGGUCAAUAAGGUAACUUAGCCAAUCGGUAAUAUAGAUUCCUGUAAAAAAAUUUAAAAUGCGUAUAUAGGUCAAGGACGAUUAUGGCGGGUGAUCUCAGCGACAUAAAACCUCGACUUACAUUCGAAACAAUAUGGUAACUAUGAUAGGGCAACGAUCGUAAAAUUUAUUUCUAAUCAUGUCAUGAAAAAGACGGUGAUAUCUAUAAGAAAUGUAGUGGAAUAAAAAAAUUGACAAUUA
Neodiprion fabricii is the source of this 4372-nucleotide messenger RNA. RefSeq lists its product as uncharacterized. Bases 191 to 2017 code for a protein of 608 amino acids. NCBI's taxonomy places the organism in Eukaryota, Metazoa, Arthropoda, Insecta, Hymenoptera, Diprionidae. The transcript has 2 exons. The record is from RefSeq and is a predicted model, not a curated record.